Messenger RNA from Lampris incognitus (smalleye Pacific opah), 1381 nucleotides. It is a transcript of the gene egfl7, whose product is annotated as EGF-like-domain, multiple 7. Gene Ontology annotation, cellular component: extracellular region; cell surface. Gene Ontology annotation, biological process: anatomical structure development. Lineage: Eukaryota; Metazoa; Chordata; Actinopteri; Lampriformes; Lampridae. The record is from RefSeq and is a predicted model, not a curated record. Gene Ontology annotation, molecular function: signaling receptor binding; calcium ion binding.
AUGUACCAAGUGCUCCUUCUCUCCUCCUCCCUCUUCGUCCUUCAUGUGACAGGCACUCCCCACUCCUUCGGCCACUAUGGGAGGAGGGUGUGUGGACGAGACAACCGGUACAGCGUUUUCCUAGCGACAGAAUCCUACAUCCAGCCUGUCCACAAGCCUUACAUCACUCUGUGCCAGGGCCACCGCCUCUGCAGCACAUACAAAACCAUAUAUAGGGCGGCAUACCGGCAAGCAACCAGAGUGGUCCCUCACUCACACUCGUACCCCGAGUGCUGCCCCGGGUGGCGCAGAUUCCACUCCCACAACUGCAACCAAGCGGUGUGCGGGGAGGCCUGCGUGAACGGCGGCACCUGUUUGAGGCCCAACCACUGUGCAUGCCCUCCGGGCUGGAGAGGACGCCAAUGCCAGACAGACGUGGAUGAGUGCGCUGAGCUACAACCGUGUCCUCAGGAGUGCGUGAACACGGCCGGCAGCUACCGGUGCGCGUGCAGGGACGGCUUCCGGCUAGCGGAAGAUGGCCACGCCUGUCAGAGCCUUCCUCCUCCCGUUCCAGUCUCUCCCACCCAGAAACCCCAGGCAACCAUGGGCGUGCACCUCCUCCCCUCCAGCGACGCAGGUCGGACGUUUGGCCUUGCAGAAAAUGUGACCGAGGAGGUACGGAGUCUGAGGAGCAGAGUUGAACUGCUGGAAAAGAAGUUGCAGUUGGUUUUGGCCCCCUUCAACAGCCUCUUCCCCCUGUCCCUGGAUGAGGGCUUGUCCGAGAAAACCACCUUUCUGUCCCACUCUUUCCAGCAGCUCGACCGCAUCGACUCGCUCAGUGAGCAGAUUGGCCUCCUGGAAGAGCGCCUUGGCACAUGCUCAUGUCAGGAGAACUAAGACGCGGAACGUGGCGGACAUCUUGAAGCCGUCUCCACAACCGAGGCCACGACGAAACCUCGGCGGAAGAACAUCCACAUGUCCGUAUUUGAGUUAAGCUGGAAAACCCAGUUGUUCGUACACCACCACUCUUGUAAUCCCACAGGUCUACUGUGAUUUUCACACGUCAGGUUUAUUUGCUUAUCUUUUUAUCGCCGUUGAAAAAAAAAACAGCAGCACAUUUUGUAACAGAAUGUAACAUUUGUAACAUUUUAUAACAGAACGUAACAAUUGUAACAUUUUGUAACAGAAUGUAACAUUUGUAACAUUUUGUAACAGAACGUAACAAUUGUAACAUUCUGUAACAGAAUGUAACAUUUUGUAACAGAACGUAACAAUUGUAACAUUUUGUAACAGAAUGUAACAUUUGUAACAUUUUAUAACAGAACGUAACAAUUGUAACAUUCUGUAACAGAAUGUAACAUUUGUAACAUUUUGUAACAGAACGUAACAAUUGUAACAUUUU